AUGGUGGGACGCAUGACGGCGGCGGUGGUGGUGGCCGCCGCGGUGGCGGUGGCUUUGUGGGUAUGGCCUGGUAGUGUGGGGCUGGUUGGUCAUGGUAAAUCCGAAGCGGGCUCGCCCGCCUCAUCUGGACGCGCCCGGCGGCCCAUUGAGCAAUUAAGCAUCGGGGUGAAGCGUCGCGCCGAGGAUUGUGGCAUCAAGACGCGCGUUUACGAUGCGCUGGCCAUACACUACACGGGCUGGCUACACGCUACCGGCGAGGAGUUUGACUCGAGCAUUCCUCGUGGCGACCCGUACAUCUUUACGUUGGGUGCGGGCCAGGUUGUGCCCGGUUGGGACCAGGGCCUUGUUGGGAUGUGCAUUGGUGAUGUCCGUAAGCUAAGCCUGCCGGCCGAGCUGGGCUACGGGGCAUCGGGCGUGGCCGGCAAAGUGCCGCCCAACGCGGAUCUAAUUUUCGAGAUUGAGUUGCUCAACAUUGAGCGUCGCACUGGUCCGUGA
Molecule: messenger RNA, 495 nt
Organism: Monosiga brevicollis MX1
Lineage: Eukaryota; Choanoflagellata; Craspedida; Salpingoecidae
Exons: 3
Coding region: 1-495 (164 amino acids)
Biological process (GO): protein peptidyl-prolyl isomerization
Molecular function (GO): peptidyl-prolyl cis-trans isomerase activity
Source: RefSeq, a predicted model, not a curated record